Messenger RNA from Austrofundulus limnaeus, 4235 nucleotides. Its product is annotated as voltage-dependent R-type calcium channel subunit alpha-1E. Gene Ontology annotation, molecular function: high voltage-gated calcium channel activity. The record is from RefSeq and is a predicted model, not a curated record. Lineage: Eukaryota; Metazoa; Chordata; Actinopteri; Cyprinodontiformes; Rivulidae. Gene Ontology annotation, biological process: calcium ion import across plasma membrane; chemical synaptic transmission. Gene Ontology annotation, cellular component: voltage-gated calcium channel complex; membrane; neuronal cell body.
AUGAUAGACCAGGGUCUCAUUCUGCACGAUGGUUCUUAUUUCCGUGACAUGUGGAACCUCCUGGACUUCAUCGUGGUGGUGGGAGCUCUCAUCGCCUUCGCUCUGACGAAUGUGCUGGGGAACACAAAAGGCAGAGACAUCAAGACGAUCAAGUCCCUCCGAGUUCUAAGAGUUCUGCGGCCGCUUAAAACCAUCAAGAGGCUUCCAAAGCUCAAGGCGGUUUUUGACUGUGUGGUCACGUCUCUAAAGAACGUCUUCAACAUCCUCAUUGUGUACCAGCUCUUCAUGUUCAUCUUUGCUGUCAUCGCGGUCCAGCUCUUUAAGGGGAAGUUCUUCUUCUGCACUGACAGCUCCAUGAAAACAGAAAAGGAAUGUCGAGGCUUCUACAUUGACUACAGCAGAGACAAGAAGGAGGUGAAGAGAAGGGAGUGGAGGAGACACGAGUUUCAUUACGACAACGUCUGCUGGGCCCUGCUCACCCUUUUCACUGUGUCGACAGGAGAAGGGUGGCCUCAGGUCCUUCAGCACUCGACUGAUGUUACUGAGGAGAACAUGGGACCGAGUCGCGGGAACCGGAUGGAAAUGUCCGUUUUCUACGUGGUCUACUUUGUGGUCUUCCCUUUCUUUUUCGUCAACAUCUUYGUGGCUCUGAUCAUCAUCACCUUUCAGGAGCAGGGUGACAAGCUGAUUCAGGAGUGCAGUCUGGAGAAGAACGAGAGGGCCUGCAUUGACUUCGCCAUCAGCGCAAAGCCGAUGACCCGCUACAUGCCCCAGAACAGGCAGACCUUCCAGUACAGACUGUGGCACUUUGUGGCCUCGCCUUCCUUUGAGUACACGGUGCUCGUCAUGAUCGCUCUAAACACUGUUGUCCUGAUGAUGAAGUACCACUCGGCUCCAACAGCUUACGACGCCGUCCUGAAACACCUAAACACGGCUUUCACCGUCCUCUUCUCCAUGGAGUGUAUACUCAAGAUCAUGGCUUUUGGUUUAGUGAACUACUUUCGAGACACGUGGAAUAUUUUUGACUUCAUCACCGUUCUUGGCAGCAUCUCAGAGAUAAUUGUGGAUUUGCAGUCGGUGAACACCAUCAACAUGAGUUUCCUGAAGCUGUUCCGGACAGCCAGGUUGAUCAAGCUGCUGAGACAAGGCUACACCAUCCGCAUCCUGCUGUGGACCUUCGUACAGUCGUUCAAGGCUCUACCUUAUGUCUGCCUGCUUAUCGCCAUGCUUUUCUUCAUCUACGCCAUUAUUGGAAUGCAGGUGUUUGGAAACAUCAAGCUGAACGAUGAGAGUCACAUCAACCAGCACAACAACUUUAAGACCUUUUUCAGCGCAUUGAUGCUUUUGUUCAGGAGUGCUACAGGCGAGUCCUGGCAGGAGAUAAUGCUCUCCUGUCUGUCGGGACAAGGGUGUGAACCAGACCCCUCCAUCGCCCCCCUCACCAUGUCUCCAGACCACGAGGGUGGCUGUGGCACCGACUUUGCUUACUGCUACUUCGUCUCCUUUAUCUUCUUCAGCUCAUUUUUGAUGCUGAAUCUGUUUGUGGCUGUGAUUAUGGAUAAUUUCGAGUACCUGACUCGAGACUCCUCCAUCCUGGGCCCUCACCACCUGGACGAGUUUGUCCGAAUAUGGGGGGAGUAYGAUCGACUCGCGUGUGGGCGUAUUCACUACACAGCCAUGUAUGAGAUGUUGACACACAUGUCACCGCCGCUGGGCUUGGGGAAGAAAUGUCCUGCUAAGAUYGCCUACAAGAGGUUGGUAUUGAUGAACAUGCCCGUGGAUGAAGACAUGACCGUCCACUUCACUUCCACCCUGAUGUCACUCAUUCGCACAGCUUUGGACAUCAAAAUAGCUCGAGGUGGGGAGGAUCGCAUCGCUCUGGACUCUGAGCUGCAGAAGGAGAUCAGUAUCAUUUGGCCUUAUCUGCCCCAGAAGACCUUGGACCUACUGGUACCUAUCAACAAAGAUACCGACAUGACGGUGGGGAAGAUCUACGCUUCGAUGAUGAUAAUGGACUACUUCAAACAGAACAAAGCCAAGAARCUCCGGCAGCAGCUGGAGGCUCAGAAGAGUAAGUUGAUGUUCAAACGUCUGGACGCCUCCACCCUCCCUGAGGACAUUCUGUCCAACACCCAGCCGCUGCCGAUGAUGGCCCACAGUGCUGGUUCAGCUCUGACCAGAGGAGGCUUCGUGGCUCUGAGCCCCAUCUCGCCGCAGGAAUUAUUUUUGCAGCCCAUAAGCUCAGAUGUGGACGCAAGUCAGCAACAGAAUCUGCAGACAGAGGUUAGAAGUGGAUCCAUGAAGCGUUCAGUCUCCACAGUCGCGGAUCAGCGUGUAAACGGACUCUGGCAGGAGGAAAAAAGUCCAGAGCGAGUGUAUCGACCUCGUCACAAAAGCUACAAGGCUGCUGUUUCUCGGUCCGAGCACCGGGAGCGUGGCCGCUCCAAAGAGCUUUGCCACCUCCUGUCUCCCGACACGUCUCGAUGCAACUCAGAGGAACGCAGCCUGCAGCCCUCGCGGUCCUCCAGCGCUGAGAGAGARCACCUGCAGGACAAACAGGGCAACAGUUCAGACAGCCCAGUACCCUCCACCUCAGAGUCCAGCACACCCAGYGGCCGGCGACCUCUGUCCCAGACCCCGACCCGAUCUCACCCUCACAUCUCCUACUCCCCACUUGUGUGUCGCACCCAGACCUCGGCUGUGGAAGACGAGGACGGCGAGCAGGGCAGCCCAGAAACCGUGAGRCAGGGUAAGCCCGACUGGGACACCCAGGAAGGGGCUGCAGGAGAGCGGAGGAGCAAGGCCGGCGGGUACUCGUCCCCACCCCGACGCUACCCAUCCGAGCCUUUCCUGGCCUCGCAGGAGGACGACCACAGCCCGGACCCAACCGGUCCAAUGGARACGCUGACCUUUGAGGCGGCCGUGGCCUGCAGUUUAGGGCGCGCAAACACCAUUGGCUCGGCCCACCCGCGCUGGCGGACCGGGUGGCAGGUCCCCAACGGACACUUCCGGAAGYGUCUCGUGCAGACGACCUCAACGUCAGGCUGCGACCCACUCAGCGACACAGAGGAGGACGACCGGUGCUAGGGACAGGAGACGCUCUGCAUCUGCAUCCAGAGUGAAAGUUUAUCUGACUUUUUUUUUUUUUUGCAUCUUCAACGCUGUGAGCCCUCUGGAUGUAAAGACUAAACUGAAACGGUAGUUACCAAUUCACACAGAACACUGACAAUCACUAAGGUCUAUUUCCUGACUUGUACUUGACGAUACAGAGUAAUAAUGCAUCUCAAGUAUUCGAUGAGUACAGAAAAAUAAAUCAAACAAAAGGACCAGAUCGUGUCAUUUUUGUCCAUAGAUAGAUUGAUUUCUCAAAGUGUUUUUUUAAACGAGUCAGUGUUGCUCUGAACAAUAUUUUCUGUGGGGUGUGUGAAUAUGGAACUAUGUUUUAUUAGAAAUUUUUGUAAAUACAUUGUGAUCAUCUCACCAUUGCCAUUUAUUAAACCAAGUUGAUGCAACAAGCCAUCCUGAAGCGGCAAUCACAAACUUUACCAGACAAUGAUAUAUUAUUAAUAAUAUUAAUAAGUGACUCUUUAUAAUGCUGGAUUUUUUACAUUAGAAAUAGAUGUGGAGGGGGGGGGGCUGCCUGAUUUCCCCAUGUUGUUUCUUUUAUUUUAGUUUUUUGUAAUAAAUACAAUUUCUGAGAGCUGAUAUAAAGUAAAACRGAAAAUAAACUUGUGAUUUUAUUCGACAUUUUUAAAUCAUGUCUCCAACAAACCCCAAUUUUUAAAAUUGCUUGAUUUUAGACUUUUUUUGUUGUUUUUAAACCCUUUAAUUAAAACAUAUCCCCAAAUACAAAACUUUCCCACUAUUUUCACAUUUUGUAAUCGUGAAAAUCAACCUUUCCCGGACAAUGACUGCAGAAACAUUCCAGAAACACCAUGAUGCAUUUUACUUCAAAAAAUCCCACAUUGCUCUAUAAGGGUUAUGAAUAAUGUACAGAGAAAAAUAUGCUGUUUGAAACAUUUAGAGAAGAAAUUUGCAAAGCUGUACAGGUGUGAUGGAAUCCUUGGAAAUAUUCAUGUUAAGGUUGUGUUUUGUUUUAUUUGCCUGAAGAGGGCACAAUCUGUGAAAUCCACUUAACCAAAAGAUUUGUAUCAUACGUUCCAGGAAUGCAAAUAUUUUGUUGGUUUUUAUGUGUACAAUAGCUGUAUAUACUAGUAAAGGUGUCCUCAAGUUGC